Molecule: messenger RNA, 2119 nt
Organism: Cottoperca gobio
Lineage: Eukaryota; Metazoa; Chordata; Actinopteri; Perciformes; Bovichtidae
Product: digestive cysteine proteinase 1
Exons: 11
Coding region: 109-1761 (550 amino acids)
Biological process (GO): proteolysis
Molecular function (GO): cysteine-type peptidase activity
Source: RefSeq, a predicted model, not a curated record
UGCGAUUGGCUAUUUAAUCAGUAUUUUGGACAGUUUUGUCAUGGGGUUUAGUUUGAGUUUAGUCUGACUACCUUAUCGCCUGUAUUGUCUGAGCUCACAGUAGAAACAAUGUGUGUCUACAUUGCAUUUUGUUUGUUUUUGGCUGUCAAAGCUACAGAGGGUAAAGCAGUCCCUUCUCUCCCAAUUUUUGGGAGCAGCUAUCAUGUGAAAGGAGUGAUCUCUCUGCCCUACGCUGAGAUCAAGGAGCCAUUUGAGGCCUGGCUAGACCUCGCAGCAAAGUCCAGCCGACUAGACUACUACCAUGGCCAGGUGUCGACCUACCAGUUGGGGACGGCGGCACGGUGGGGCGUCUCCUAUAAAAUCACUCCAGAGACCACAGAGAUGACUCUGAACGUGAUGAAGUGUUUCCUGGUUAACGGGACAAAGGAUGAAGCCGUCACACCGCAGGCGUCGCUGCCUGAUGUGCAGGGUUUCCAGUUCCUGAGGAUGGAGUACUAUGGAGGUUCCCUGUGUGAAGUUUGGCAGAAUGUGACGACCGUGGGUUACAAGAAGAACACAUACACACUGUGGGUGACUCAUUCGGAGAGCGGGGCGGAUGGCAAGGAUGAGUCUGCCACACCGCUCCAUUAUGAGAUGAUGGGAUACGACACGCUGCUCGGGUCACAUUAUGACAAAUACUUGGUGGAUUACAAAGAGUUCAGCACUCAUGUGGACCCCAAAGUGUUCUCGCUGCCUGAAGGGAUGAGCUGUGGAGAGUUUCCUGGUCCAGGUGUGGAGCACCACAUGUUGGCCAAUCCGAUGAAAGAUCUCAUCCACACCUCGGCGUCGGGCCACUCGCAGCGCAUGUUCGACUAUUUCAAGGACAAGUUUCAGCGUCAGUACAGCGACGAAAGAGAGCAUGAGAAAAGGCACCAUGCUUUUGUUCAUAACCUCCGGUAUGUCCACUCAAAGAACAGAGCAGGGCUGUCCUUCUCUCUGACUCUGAACUCUCUGUCAGAUCGCACACUGUCGGAGCUGUUCAUCAUGAGGGGAAGGAAACAAGGAAAGACCCCAAACAAAGGACUCCCCUUCCCCUCAAUGCUUUACGAAGGGGUGAACUUACCCGAGUCACUUGACUGGAGGCUUUUCGGUGCUGUGACCCCGGUGAAGGACCAGGCCAUCUGCGGCUCCUGCUGGAGCUUUGCCACCACUGGAGCAAUAGAGGGCGCUCUCUUCCUAAAGACGGGUUCCCUGCUGGUUCUGUCUCAGCAGAUGCUGGUGGACUGCUCCUGGGGUUUCGGCAAUAACGGCUGUGACGGAGGGGAAGAGUGGAGAGGCUACGAGUGGAUCAUGAAACAUGGCGGCAUCGCCACAACCGAAACAUACGGAGCCUACAUGGGAAUGAAUGGAUUUUGCCACAUUAACACAUCCCAGCUUACUGCACAAAUCAAGAGCUACACCAACGUCACAUCAGGAGAUGCAGAAGCCCUUAAGAUGGCGCUCUUUAAAAACGGGCCGACGGCUGUUAGCAUCGACGCCUCGCAUCGAUCGUUUGUCUUCUACAGCCACGGUGUCUACUAUGAGCCGGCUUGUGGUAAUGCCACGUAUGAUUUGGACCACGCUGUGCUUGCAGUUGGAUACGGCACCAUGAAGGGAGAGCCAUACUGGUUGGUGAAGAACUCGUGGUCCACCUACUGGGGCAAUGACGGCUACAUCCUCAUGUCCAUGAAGGAUAACAACUGCGGCGUCGCCACUGAUGCUACAUAUGUGACACCGGCAUAGAUUUGCACCAUUCCUCUUUGUAAAAUGGUUAAACGCCACCAUGAGAGUGCAUGAGGAUGAAGCGCCCCUAAUGUUGGACGUUGUUGGGAUGUGAUUAUCACGGGAAACUGAGCUGCAUGAUGAUGAUGAUGAUGUGUUGCUGUUAAAUGGCGUCGCCGUGAGUUAAGAUGUUGCACUUGCACACAGAACACUUUUCUCAAACAUGUUUUAAUGCUGGUGCCACACGGCUACAGUGCCUUCAUUUCAGGUGUAGUACAUUUUUGUGACACUUACAUUUGUUCUUGUGCUUUUUAUAAAUGUGUUGCAUUUAAAUGCACUUUGGCUGGAAUCAAUACAAUAAAAACAUUUUUAAAAAGAA